Dermacentor silvarum is the source of this 1707-nucleotide messenger RNA. RefSeq names its product GTPase-activating protein skywalker-like. The record is from RefSeq and is a predicted model, not a curated record. NCBI's taxonomy places the organism in Eukaryota, Metazoa, Arthropoda, Arachnida, Ixodida, Ixodidae.
AUGACGUUGCCUUCGUGCUUCCAACGAGACUUUGUCGAUGCGAGCAAGCUGCCUAAGCCGUUGCCUGCUUCUCCUACCCCUGUCACUAAAUCUUAUACGGACGUCGUCCAGUUCGUCAAGGAGAAGAAGAUCAAGGAGGCGAAGACCUUAAUGCGAACCCAGCACUGGCCCAUCGACGACCCGAACAGAGGCGAGCUAUGGCUGAAGCUGUGCCAGGAGCACAUGAGGGAGACUGCGCCGUGCGACUUCUACCACAGCACGGUCAGGGAGUCCCUCGGCGGGCAGUGGCCUGUGAACAUGCCGGCGUUCGUGGACCCCAUCUUUGACGAGGAGUACCUCCUCUCCACUGAGGGGCAGAGGCGCGCUGAGCGGGUUCUCUUCGUCAUGUCCGUUAGCCAUCCUUUCGUCACUUACUGCCCGAUUUUGCAUCCCGUCGCAUCCUUGCUGCUCCACUAUUUGCCCGAGGAACAGACGUACGAGUGCGUCUGUGCCCUCGUGGACAGCACUGCGGUACGGCACCUGAGCCAGACGCGACUGACGCACGACAUUUCUAGCCACACGCUAAUGCGGCUGACCAAGCACCUGGAGAAGAAGACGUACUCGCGGCUUCUCCGCAAGUUUCGCCGAGAGGACGAAGUGGAGAAGAUCUUCUCCACGUGGCAGCUGUGGAUCUUUCGCGGCCUACCGUUCUAUCAUCUGGUGCGUGUGAUGGACUGCUUCCUAUUGGAAGGCGUGCGCGCUCUGUACCGCGUCGCCAUUGCCAUCCUCAUCCUUUAUGUUAAAGAACACUGCAAGGACUAUCCCAGCAAGUCGUUCAUAUCGCGUGUAUUUAAAGCCAAGAAGACAAAAAACAGAGGAAACUGUUCACGAGAGGGCACGCAAGACGCAGAAAGCUUUCUGGAUGGGGUCAUUGCGUUCUGCAAGGAUAUGCCCUACAAUGUGGACAAGUUCUUGAAGACCGCCUACAACAUCCAGGGAAUCAGCGGAAAGCUGCUCAGCCAGGAGCUCCUCAAGUCUGAGAUGUACGUCCGUAGCCGAUCGAGCGGGCGCACGCGGCCGACCUCUGAGAGUGCGGCGGCGGGGGUUGCCAGUCUCCAGGUUGCUUCGUCCUGUCUCUCGGUCAAGAACGACAAGUACUGCGCCACGCGUGCCGUUUCGGUGGGCGUCAUCGGCCUGGCUAACUUUCGCUCCGAGGUCCUCACUGGCGAACAGAUGGCCAUAGUGUGGAACUGGCUACCGGCGCGGAUCACGAUGCUCCAGCCGGAGGUCGUGUACUCGACUAACACCCACGGCAGCAGCCUGACCAGCCUGUUCGCGCACACGGACACGCGAGAGCCGACGGUUCUGGCGGUGCUGACGACACGCGGCGACCGCUUCGGCGCCUACUGCUCGGCCCAGUGGUCGGAGCGCAAGCAACGGGCCUACUUCGGCACGGGCGAGACGUUCCUCUUCACAUUCGUGCCCGAGCCGAGGCGCUUCGCUUGGGUCGGUGCCGAUUCGGCGCAGGACGUGCCGCACUCGUCGACGCUGUUCCUAUCCGCCAACCAGUAUGUGAUACAGAUUGGCGGCGGAAACGGCGUGGGACUGUACAUCGACGGUUCGCUCGAGAACGGUCGCACGGAGCACUGCGACACCUUCGACAACAGCCCGCUGGCCGCGACCAACGAUUUCGUCGUGCAGAUCAUUGAAGUCGUCGCCUUUGCGUGA